This is a messenger RNA of Anopheles coustani, 819 nucleotides long. RefSeq lists its product as uncharacterized. The record is from RefSeq and is a predicted model, not a curated record. The coding region runs from base 1 to 819 and encodes 272 amino acids. The transcript has 3 exons. NCBI's taxonomy places the organism in Eukaryota, Metazoa, Arthropoda, Insecta, Diptera, Culicidae.
AUGAAUGUGAUUAGGUUUCAGCUUCCAGCCGACUUUGAGCCGAAGUGCAAGAAGUAUCGAAGCAGGAGAAGGAUUCCCCGGAGCGCCCACACAACCCCCGACACACUGUUCAGCCUGAGCGAGCUGGCGAUCCGACGAAUGUUGGCGGGCCGCGUACCGCGCAGGAAGUUCUGGGCGACCGUUCUGUCGCUGCUUCCCGGUUCGGAGUCGCGAAGGAGCGGCGUCCGGCAUCAGGUGGAACACCCGCGGGACUUCAAUGUGCACCUUCGGUCCACCGUCAACUACGCCAACCACUGGGAGCUGCUGGAGGAGACGCUACGGCACGAGCACCGCUGGCCACAGGUCCGAAUCGGCGAGUCCGCACGCAACCGGAUCACGCGCCUCCACCAGGACUAUCCGCCGCCGCAGAUCUGGCAGAUACGACCCUACGAUAUGCUUACGAGCGCGUUCAUCGUCCGCACGGCGGCCCGGAUUGCGUCACUCGAGCAGCAACGCUCCCAGGGACGUCUGGGGCGGCUCAGCAGUAGAACCACGUCCAACACUAACACUAUCGGUGGGACGGCCACCACUAGCAGCACCACCACCAGUUGCUCCUGCCGCUUCCGGUUGAGCCGGGGUCAGUCGAUGGACGUACCGGACGACGAGGACGACAACGACGCGGACGCCGAUGAGGUUGCCCGACGCUACGACGACCUGGAGCUGCAGCAGCUACAGGAGGAGCACAUGAUGGUGAUCGGCAAGCGGACGACCGGGUGCCACCAGAUGCGCCUGAAGCGCAUUCCGGUGAGGUCGCCGUGCCGCAAGAAACCGACACGCUAG